Messenger RNA from Laccaria bicolor S238N-H82, 1425 nucleotides. RefSeq lists its product as uncharacterized. The record is from RefSeq and is a predicted model, not a curated record. The transcript has 9 exons. The coding region runs from base 1 to 1425 and encodes 474 amino acids. Lineage: Eukaryota; Fungi; Basidiomycota; Agaricomycetes; Agaricales; Hydnangiaceae.
AUGGCCGCAUUUGCUCAAGGCAGUGCAUCUGAGGAAGGGUUUGAGUUGUUUUCAGCUUUGAAUGGCUAUAGAAGGGAACUUGACAUUGAAGUACCAACUGUAUUUUCGGUGCAGCUGGAAUGGAUUUUGUUUGCAAGGGUAAUUGUUGCUUCAGCUCGUCCAACUCUAUACCGUAUCCGCACUUCUGAGCUCGCCGUCAAUCUCACGAGAAAUAUCAAAGAGUGCUGCCAUCCUCCUUCUAAUACCCCUUCUGAGUCCACUGCCACCCCGCUCCAAGCUCUCAAAGAGCAAUUGAUCGUUGUCAAAGCCAAACACGCAAAGGCAUCUGGCACCAAAUCCGAGGCAACUCUGGCCCUAGGGAAAGAGAAUGCCAAACCAGCGAAGCACACGAAGAACAAGGGGGAGAAAUCUGAACCUGAGAUCAAGAAAGAAGAGAGUGAUUGUGUAUGGUGGGCGGACUCAAAGUUCACACACCUGACAGACACGCUCCUCACCAAGAUUGAAGACAGCCUUCAGUAUCGAAAGGUUUUUGGAUUCUCGGUUGGUGACAUGAUGGUCACUGCAGGUGAUCUCAACACCAUCAAGACUACCUAUCAACAUUACCGAAAGAGGUUGGGUGAGACAGGUCACAGAUUGAUUGAGUCGAAUCGCAAGGCAGAGAUCACAAGCGGUACUGCGAUUUGCAACCACUCAAGCCUUACUUACCAACCAACAGAGCAAAUUGAGAGCAAAUUCAAAUGGUACAAGCGCCUUCACGCUCUUUUGAGUAGCAGCCUGGUCCACAACCUCUCCGGUCUUGCAAACAGCGCAACCCCUGUCGAUCUCGAUGUUUUAUCCCAUGGAAGAGGCGCUGAUGAGGAGGAUAUUGAAGCUGGGGAAGCCACAGUGCAAAACAAUGAGGACAUGGAUAUCGAUGAUCCUUGCUCCACAAGCACAGUCCAAAUUCCCCGUGCUUCUUCCCCAGACUGGGAUGAUGACCAAAUCGACGCCAGCUUUGCAAACCAGAGCAUGGAGGUCAAUACCCCUACAUCUCCCCAUUCUGAAUCUGUACCCACUGCACCAUCAUCUCAAACCCCUCCACCUUGUGCCCCUUUGCCUCUGCCUGCCGCUUCACAGUCAAAAGGUGCACCGGAGACACCAAAGAUCAAUUCUUUGAAGCGCAAACACCCUUUUGAUAUGCUCAAGGACAUCAACGAGUCUGUUCAGCGUGUCAAGGUUGAAACUAUCGAAAUACAGGCAAGGUCAAAGCUUGAGAGAGAGAAACUUCGACUUUUGGCUGAGAAGGAACAAGAAAUCUGUCAGCUAGAGGAUGCACGUGAGCGUUGCGAGCAUGAGCAGUUCAUGGCCGAAAGGCAGCUCGAAAUGCUUUGCUUACAGGCUGCAGUUGCUGGUGCAGGUGGUGUUGUGCCCGAGCUCCCUAAGUAA